AUGACUAUUCAGAAUUCUUCAAUGGUUUUAUUGGCAACAGCGAUCGUGAUGGCAACAAGUGAUAAUUUGGAACAACAUGUAGCGAGAGUUUUAUGUGAUCCUGGUUCGCAGAUCAGUUUGAUAACAGAACGUUUGGCAAAUUCUCUACACCUACGAAGGACACGGUGCGAAGUGGAAGUGGAAGGUGUUGGUGCUUCUGUAAACACGCGGACAAAGGGUCUUGUAAGUGUGCAACUUCAUUCUACUCAUCACGAUUUUUCAAUGACUUUGAUUGCUUUAGUUAUUCCGACAAUAACGUCAAUUACUCCGACUCUGCGCGUCAAUUGCAAGCAAUGGAAACACCUUACGAAUUUAAACCUGGCUGAUCCAAAUUUUGGAAUACCUAGUGGUAUUGACAUCCUUCUCGGAGCAGAUUCGUGGGGUCUCAUUGUCGAGGCCGAUUUAAUCCGAGGAAAAUCGAAUGAGGAACCCUUUGCUCAACGAACUAAAUUUGGUUGGGUGGUAUUUGGUCCCACUUCACAAAUCUCAGCGAAUCAUAGUACUCAAAAAACUUUCAAUGUUUAUGUCAAAGAGGAUGAUGACAAUCUAAGUGACUUGCUUCAAGCCUUUUGGAAAUUGGAGGAGGUACCUGAGGGAAACCACGUCAACGAUAAUGAUUGCGAGCUUUUAUUCUCAACUACUUUCAAACGAACUUCAAAUGGAAGGUACUGUGUCAACAUUCCUUUCCGCAGUGAUGCCUUGGCCUUGGGAGGAUCUUAUCGGCAAGCUUUACGACAAUUUUAUUCAAUGGAACGACGCAUGACGACUGAUGAGGAGUUUCGUGCAAAUUAUCUGUCCUUUAUGAGGGAGUAUUUGGCCUUGGAUCAUAUGGAACCCUGUGAUCAACCUGGAGAUCAUGAAAAUUGUUAUUAUAUCCCACAUCAUGCUGUGACAGUUAAAUUUCGAGUGGUAUUCAACGCUUCCGCGCGAACUACAACUGGCGUAUCCCUCAAUGAUAUUCAGCUUGUUGGACCAACGCUCCAGGAGUCGCUUCUAAACAUCAUUUUUCGAUUUCGACGCUACAGAAUCGCACUCAACGCAGACAUCGAGAAAAUGUUUAGGCAAACACUUAUAACACCUGAGCAUCGAGAUUUUCAACGCAUCGUUUGGCGAGAGUCUCCCGAGGAACCAAUUGGAAUCUAUCGUCUGAAAACCGUGACAUACGGAAUGGCCAGUAGUCCCUACUUAGCAGUGCGUGCUUUGAAUCAAUGUGCAAAUGACAACUUUCAUCAAGUGGCUGAUCCCAUCCGGGCAGAAAUUGCUAGACAAGCUAUUCUCGAUUCAUUUUAUGUAGACGACUUCCUGACCAGUGCCAGAACGACGACACUUGCCGUACAGUUGUCUAAAGAUGUGUCAACGAUUCUUUCUGUUGGACAAUUGAAUCUGCGCAAGUGGAAUUCCAAUGACCCUGCGGUAAUUGAACAAAUCACUGGAGAAGCUGCAUCACCUGUGCCUUUGACAGUCAACAGUGUUUGCACUUCAGUUCUUGGCUUACUCUGGGAUCCUGUAACGGAUGAGCUUCUCUACAGUAUAGACUUUCCACAGUGCAACGAUCAACCAACGAAACGACGUGUCCUCAGUGCAAUAGCGCGAUUAUUCGAUCCAACAGGAUUGGUGGCACCUGUCAUUAUCACUGCAAAAAUCUUCAUCCAGAGCUUGUGGUUAUCGGGUAUUGAUUGGGACACUCCCCUUCCAGAAGAUUUGGCAAAGGAGUGGAACAUUUUUUGCAAUGGACUUUCUGAACUACAACAUCUGCGUGUUCCAAGGUGGGUGGGAAUGGAAGAAACAGAACAAACUAUGUUUUAUGGUUUUUGUGACGCUAGUACUCGCGCUUACGCAGCAGUGAUUUACACUCGCACUGUUGACGAAAAUGGACAAGUCAAAAUUGGAUUGUUAACAGCAAAAACGAAAGUGGCUCCAAAGAAGGGAGCAACUAUUCCACGAUUAGAACUCUGCGCAGCUCAGCUAUUGGCAUCAACUUGGGACAACGUGCGUACAUCUUUGCGCAUACAGGAUACAUCUUGCUUUUUAUGGUCCGAUUCUAGGAUUGUUCUUUGUUGGCUGAAUAAGCAGCCUUCCCAACUCAAGCCGUAUGUCGCUAAUAGAGUACGGCAAAUACAGUCAUUGACAACUCCAUCACAGUGGCAUCAUGUUCGCACAACUGAGAACCCAGCAGACUGCGCCAGCCGAGGACUGAAAGCAACAGAUCUCCUGAAACAUAAAUUAUGGUGGCAAGGUCCUCAGUGGCUGAACAGUGGUUUUCUGGAGCAAGAAGAAUCUACACAACCUUCUGUGUCCGAUCUUAUCGAUGUUCAAGAAGAGGAAAGGAUUUCUGUGCUGAUGGCAGUCACACAUUCACACACCCUAUCAAUCACGACUCGUCAAUUGGACGGAGAGCUAAUUCCACUCAUCACACGAUUCAGUAAUUUACGACGCCUUUUGGGAACAAUGGCAUUGGUGCGGCGUUGGAGCCCAUCCCGAAAACAUCUUUUACAUCAGUCGAUUAUCAGCGCAAGAGAAUUGGAUACGGCAUUGGAUCAUUUGAUUCGAGUUGAACAGAGCCAGGCAUUCAGUGUGGAACUUAAUGCCUUACGAAAAAAUCUUCCUCUUCCCUCUACUAGUCGAUUGGCUUCGCUUAAUCCGUAUGUGGAUGAUACAAGAAUUUUACGCCUUGGUGGUAGAAUUCGCAACGCCUCGCUUCCAGUCGGCAGCAGAUUCCCGAUCAUUCUUCCAAAGGACGGAUUAUUGGCUAAACUUCUCAUUCAACAAUCCCACAUUGACACAUUGCAUGGUGGAGCACAACUUAUGCUUCAAAAUCUACGUUCACGAUACUGGAUUUUACAAGCUCGUCAAGCAGCAAAAAGGUGUAUUAAUCAGUGUAUAAUUUGUCGACGAUUUCGAGGUCAAACAAUCACUCAACAAAUGGCCCCACUUCCAGGAGUUCGAGUGGGUGAGGAUGGAUCGCAGCUCCAGCCCUUUUUCGCAUCAGGACUCGAUUACUGUGGACCGUUUACAUUACGCGUGGGUGGUCCGCGAUCCAAGAUUACGAGCAAAACUUACUCUCUAAAUCUGAAUAUGUGA
Molecule: messenger RNA, 3120 nt
Organism: Leptopilina heterotoma
Lineage: Eukaryota; Metazoa; Arthropoda; Insecta; Hymenoptera; Figitidae
Exons: 1
Coding region: 1-3120 (1039 amino acids)
Source: RefSeq, a predicted model, not a curated record